Molecule: messenger RNA, 10280 nt
Organism: Thrips palmi
Lineage: Eukaryota; Metazoa; Arthropoda; Insecta; Thysanoptera; Thripidae
Product: protein split ends-like
Exons: 21
Coding region: 337-9783 (3148 amino acids)
Biological process (GO): protein ubiquitination; mRNA processing; ubiquitin-dependent protein catabolic process
Cellular component (GO): nucleus; nucleoplasm
Molecular function (GO): ubiquitin protein ligase activity
Source: RefSeq, a predicted model, not a curated record
GGACGCCGGAUCGUGUUGCUGAAGGCGGUGGGAAAAUGUGAUAAAACGCCUGUUUACCAAUUUCCCCUCUUGAAAACAAUUGUUAUUUUUUGCAUAAUAGUGGUCCAGAGUGUAAAUAAAACUGCAAGUCGCGGACCGUGCAUUCAAACUUUGACUGACGGCUCGACUGUGAUGGACGGUGGCCGCAAAACAGCGUCCUGACCGUAGGCCUACCAUGCACCCUCCCCCGGAGCAAGUCCAUCAGCUGCGAACACCAACUAUUUCACAUCGGUUUAUCGUUGCCAUGGUUGGGUUUCUCUGUGAAAGCCGGUAAAGGGCACCUGCACUAUAAGCCUAAUGAUGGAUGAAGAUGAUGUGGGGUCAGAGGACCUUUUCCCACCAGGAGUCCAAGACAACCCUAUAGAAGAAAGCACAACCCCCUCUCUGCUAGCACAAUCCCCUCAGAUUGGCAGGAACCCCUCCCAGACCAAUGAUGGUAAUAAUGGCAGUGAUGUUUCAUAUUUUGUAUCAGAGCCGGAUGUUAGCCCACCAGGGACUAAUCCGAGUAGGAAGCUCUGGCCCUCUCGUGAGCAGUCCAGCAAUCCUUUCUCUUCUCCUCAUGGGCAUCAUCCUCUGAUGGAAAAGCGUGUUCCUGUUGUUAAUUUUGAUGAUGAUGUGGAUUUUACUACAGAUGAUGCACCUUGGACAGAACUUGAAAGUGAACCCCAUGCUCAGCUUAAUUCACACUCACCUUUCAAGUCAAACCAGUGGAGAGGUAGAGGGUUUUAUGGGUCAAAUCCACCACGUGAGCCGUUAGCACCUCCAGAGGAAUUUCAUGGUCCACGACGUGGACGUGGCAGGAGUAGAGGUUUCAGAGGCGGACCAGCUUACCCACCUGGUGGCUAUGAAGGAUGGAACUAUGAUUAUGACAUGUAUUCCUAUGGUUACCCUGGUAGUUAUGAUAAUGGGUCAGAGUAUCAACAGGACGAAGCAUUCAGUGACUUCUCGGGUGCCCAGCCUGUAGCUUUGCCAGAAUGCCCAGCACCUUAUUCUCAAGAGACCUAUGAACCCUAUCAAAAUCUAAGCCAUUCUAAUCCCCCCCCACCUGGUAGCAAUCCACCCCCUCCCCCGAGCGAGCCCCCUCUUCCUAGCUGCAGCAACCCACCCCCUCCCAGUGCUAUUCCACUCCCUGACAUUCCUUUCCCCUUAUGUAUCCCGCCCCUACCCCCUUCAGAUGGCAGAAUCAAGUCAGAUGCUGAUCGUUUGAAUGAGAGCAGGGAUGAAAGUUCUUGCACUGAUGAACUCAACUCAAGUUUUUACUCUCCAAGUCAGUCUGCAGCAGAGGAUGAAUCAUCCACAUCUCAACCGACACCUACUAAGUCACUUGUUCCAGUAAUUGGAAAGGAACUUGCUAAGAAACGCCUCAGGGCGUUCCAGCUAUCCAAGCAGGCAAACUUGUCUGCUGGUACAUCUAAGAGCUCUGCACGUCUUAACGAUUCUAUUGCAGAGAUUGCUCUAGAUGAUGACAGUCCUUCUACUACAUCUUCUACUGCUCCAUCAGAUGAACUGAAGAAAAAGAAAACCAAAGCAGGAUCCAGAGAGGAUCAGUUACGAGCCACCGUUGCCUCGAUUGAAGCAUUGAAGAGACAAGAACUGGAUAUGAUGAAGGCUCAUUCUCAUCGCUCAGCACGUAAUGUUGACUUUUCACCUCUGGCGCCUCUUCUUGACAGUUCUUCGAAUCCUUUGCUUGCAGGUCUGUUUAGCCUUCCUGAAGAUAAAGAAAAAGGCAAGACAGGAUCCAAGGAUGAUAAAGGCAGCACCCAUAAAGAAGAUCGAGAUCGACGGCGCCACAGGAGAAGAAGCCGUAGCCAUAGCCGUGAUCGGAAACACAAGGAUAAACACAGAAGCAAGGAUCAGGAGAGAGAUAAACGCAAGGACAGGGGAAAGUCAAAGGAUAAAGGGAAGGAUAAAGAAAAAGAGAAGGAUAAAGAAAAAGAGAAGGAAAAGGAUUUUGACAAGGACAGAUCAAGGGAUAAAAAUCGGCCUGAGGAAGAGGAGUCAUCUCCUCAGGAAAAAAAGAAAGAUAAAAAAGAUGACAAAAAGAAUGAUAAGAAAGACGAUAAAAAAGAUCAUGCCAUUCCUCAAUCAUGGUCAGAAUGUUUUAGUAUGGGAUACACUACUUUUGAAGAUUUAGAAACAUUGAGAGAUAGAAUAAAAGAAUUGGAGAGAAAAAGUUCUAAAAGUGAUCACAAAGAAACACCAAGAAAUAGAAGUCGUGACCAAUCCAGUAAAAGGAGUAAAGAUCGUGACAGUAAUAAAGAUGAAAAUGGGUCUAAAAGUGACAGUGUACAUGAAAAAGGCACACAAGGGGCUAAGGUUUCCAUUUUCGACCUUCCUCGGCGGAAUUUGAAUUCUAUUGUGACUACUACCAAGAUUUUUCCAGAAGCUAUGCUUAAAUACACCAAAACAAAACCAGCAAUUGUAUUUUGUGGUAACCCAAAUCUGAUACCUCAGUUUGACAGCCGUGCAGUAAUUAUUGAAAGAGCUCCUGAUGAUAUUCUUGAUACCUUAAACUUCUUUUUUGAAGGGAGACGAAGGAUGCAAAAGAAGCAAAGUGUUGAUCUCCCUACUAUGGCAGGCUUAGCUGCUUUGCAAGAGUCCUAUGAAGAUCAAACUGCAGAGGAUGAGAAGGGAAAUGUCCAGGAGUGGUACCCACAGCAUGAUUAUCUCAUUUCACGCUUGAAUGAAUUAAAUGAUGAUGACGACUACAUUAUCUUAGAUGGUGACAAAACUUUAAGGGAAAAGCCUAUUCAAACAGAGACAAGUGACAUCAAAGAUGAAGCUGACAAAGGGAUCACCAUUGGUGAAGCACCCAGCCCUCAGAAUGCUGCUGAUGAUGAUGAAUUAGCACUUGUAACUGACCGUUCAACUGUGCGUUCAAAGUGGGAUAGUGAUUUUGAAGAAGGAGAGGAAGAAUUUCCCCUCUCAAAGACUGACAAUACAGUUGAAGAACUUGGAAAUGUUCAUGAAGAUGUACCUGAAAACUCCCAGGAUGAUAAAUUGUCUAGUUGGGACAAGGUAAAUGAAAAGUUAGUAACUGAAAGUCUGACUACUAAAACUUCUGAGAAAAAAAGUAAAAAGAAGAAGAAGAGACGUGACAGUAGGGCACUGGAGAAUGUGGAACAAGUUGAUAGCAAUUCUAAGCAUGCAGAUUCUAAAGAUGGAAAAGAAAGUGUCAAACAUAAGGAUUCAAAGUCAUCUAAACUCACCAACUUACAUGAGAAACCAUUGAGUACCUUAGAUGGUCCAGGAAGUGUCAAAGUAAGUGAUUGGGAAGAUGAGGAUGCGGAUAAAGUUAAGUCUACUCAGCCCUGUUCAGAAAAGUCACCCCAAAAGAAAACUGAAGGCAAAAGGAAACAUCAUGACAGUGUCAACAAGGAAGGUAAAUCAAAACCAGAAGCAGAUAAGAAGGAUAUGUGGGAUGACUUUCCAAAUGAUUCAAGUGGGAGAAAUGGAAAUUCUCCUACCAAAAAAAGAAGUUCUGCUAAAACUGAGCUUGUUGAUGGGCCUGUGAGUAACAAGAAGGAGAAAAAAGACAGAUCAAAGCAGAAAACAAAUGAUUUUGAAGGUGACAAAACAAUCAAAGAAAAUGUUUGGGAUAAUGAUGAAGAAAUGGACAACAGCACCCAAACUGUUAAAAAUUUGGGACUUUCUUCACAUCAAAACCCUUCAGAGGAACCCAUACUAACAAACCCACUUGCUUCUGAAUAUGAGGAGUUUAUGAAAUUCGUUGAAGUUGGUGAUGACAAUGAUGUUUCUCAAGCGAAACCAGCUGACAAUCCUGGGGAAGUGAAGAAGCCAGCUACUGUAGAUGGAGACUGGGAAGCAUCGUCUCCCACCAACCCUGAUGAGUGUAAAAAGCCUAAGUCUGAUUCAAGUCGAGAAAAGCAGUGGGAAGAAGAUGAUGACAAAGAAACCAGAAGAAGUGGUGCGAAGAGCUCUAACCAUGGCUCUCGAGACUCAUCUAUCUCAGAAUUUAAUGCUCAAGAAUUACUACUGACCAAAGCUGGUCUCUCCACCUCAGACUUGGAACGACUUAUGGUUGAUAAGGGUAAACGAUCUCAAGAUAUUAUCAGUCUAGUUGACAAAGAACUUAACCGCCUGAAGGAAAAGAUCAGAAAUAAAUCCACCAAGAAGAAAAAGUCUAAAAAGGUCAAAAAGACAUCUGGAAAAUCCUCAUCAUCUGAUGAUGAGAGCUCUUCAGAGAGUGAAGAAGAGACUAAGGUAAAAAGAAAGAAAAAGAGGAAAUCUGUUGACAACAAGAAAAAGAAACAAAGGCGAUCAAAAUCCUCUAGUACUUCAAGUGAUUCAGACAGUGAUGAUGGAAGUGGGAGUGAGGACAAAAAGAAAAAGAGACGAAAAAACAGAAAAACUAAAGAUCGCUCUGACUUGAAAGUUGAUAAGCAUUCCAAGAAGGACAAAGAAGCUGCCAAAGACACUGAUUCUAAAACAAAGAAAGGGAAAAGAUCAAAGACUGAUGAUGGUGAAUCACUUGGCACUAAAAAGGACAGAGACAAGUCAAAGAAAAGAGAUAAAGAACUCAAAAGGAAAAAGAAGAAAGUAAAAGUGAAGGCUUCCAGCAGUUCUAGUAGUGACAGUGAACCAGACACCUCAUCUAGUGAUUCUGACAAAAAGUCCAAAAAACACAAAAAGAAAAAGGAUCGCAAAAAGAAGAGAAGAAAGCAGGACACGAGCUCAAGUUCCAGCUCAAGCAGUGAUGAUUCGACUAGCAGUGAUAGUGACUCUGAUGACAGCUCUUCAUCAGACGAGUCUAAGAAAAAGUCGAAACAAAAACAGAAAAAGAAGAAGUCUGAAGAAACAAGCAAAGAGACUUCAAAGGUGAAGAGCAAAGGGAAAAAGAACAAAGGCGAUAAAAAAUCUCAGCAGCAAACCGAUGGUGAAGAUGUUUUGAAAAGCUGGGAGGAAGAAAUUGCACCCAGCGAUGCUAAGGACCCUCCAACUGAGACUCAACCACCGGACUCCAGUGCUCAGACUGAGGGUAAUCUGAAACGGAAAUACGAUUUAAAUGCUGAUGCGGACUCAUUUGAUAUUGAAGCAGCUCAGCCUCCUAAGAAGUCGCGAGAGGAAAAGAAGAGCCGCACCCAUAGUGAAGACGAUCGAAGAAAGUUGAAAGAGAAAUCGAAGGAAUUAGAGAAGGGGCGGCACCGGCACACGGAGCGGGACAAGAAGGAGAACACGACAUCCGAGAGCACCGCGUCCGACAAGGACCAGCCCAGGCUCAAGUCCAAGGAUUCUCACUCUAAUGACCUCCAAUCAAAGAACGCUCAGCUCCAAGGCUCCCAAACCAAGGACUCUCAGUCCCAGGAUUACCAAGCCAAGGACUCUCAGACCCAGGACUCCCAAGCCAAGGGCUCUCAGUCGCAGGACUCCCAAGCCAAGGACUCACAGCCAAAGGAUUCCGAGGCCAAGUCCAAGGACGCCGGGGCCAAGCGAGCAGCGUCAACGUGGGACAGCUUGGACGACGAAAUGCAGGACUUCCCCACCAACAACCUCAAGUUGCAGCAGCCCCGGCGCCGCAAGGACCGCGAACACCGCGACGGCCGCCGCGCCUCCGCGAGCGAAGCCAGCGAAGCCUCCCAGCAGAAGAAGGAAGGCGACCGGAAGCGCGACCGCGAGGCGGACCGGACCAUUUGGGACUGCGAGGCGGACCGGACCAUUUGGGACACGGAAGUGGACCGGAACGUGGACCGGAAGGCCGACCGGCAGGCGGACCGGAGGCCGGACACCCCCGACACGUGUGGAGAGAACCUGGCCGAGGCCGCGCCCUCAUUGCCAGCCUUGCCCGCCUUCUCCGCGGCCCCCAGCGCGCCCUCGCCCUCCGUGCCGGACUCUUGGGCCGCAGAGGACAAGUACAGCUCGGACAGCAUGUCCAUCGCUAGCAGCGGCAGCCCGGCCCGCGAGGACGCCGUGAUGAUCGACAUCCCGCUGCCGGUCCCCGCCCCGGUGCCUUCCAUGUUCUCCGUGCCGCCCCCGUCGAUGGUGCGGGGCAUGGAGGACGCCGACGACGGCUGGGAGGAGCCGCUGCCCCCCGGCGUGGAGGACGGCGACGUGGUGACGCCGACCAAGGCUCGUGCUCCCAUCACGGUCAAGCUGUCCAGUAGCAAGUCGCUGAGCCUGGCGCCGCGCGCGCGCACCGUCGUGCCCCUGGCCGCCUUCGAGGAGGACGCGGAGGUGGUGCAGCGGCCGCGGCCGUUCGCCUUCGACUUGGGCCCUGCUCCUGCUCCAGCCACCACGCCAGCCCCCGCGCCCGCGCCAGCCCCGGCUCCAGCACCCCCGCUGGAGUCUCCGCCCAUCGAGGAGCCGCCCAAGGCAGAGGUCCCGCUGGCCAGCAACUCCAGGUGGAGGUCUAUCGGAAGCGAGGUGGUGGAACCCCCCGCGGAGGUCGAGGACCCCGUGGAGCACAUGGAGGCCGUUGACAACGCCAAGGUGUCUCCGGCGACGCCCAAGAGCGCCAAGGGCGUCGUCAUCAUGGUGGGGUCGGCCAAGCGCGCCACCGAGGAGCAGCGCUCCAAGCGGAAGUCGCGGUGGGGCGAGAAGCCGCCCGCAGAGCCCGCGCCGCACGAUGCAGCGCACGAGGCAGUGCGCGAGGCAGUGCCCCAGGAGGCGCGGCAGCCCGACGCGGCCAGGGAACUCAGUGAAGCCGAAGCUCGCCUGGAGGCAGAAGCAAGGCUGGAGUCAGUGGCGCCACCGCGCGGCUGGUCAGAAGUGCCUUUCGACGAGGCCCCUGGUUGGCGGGACAGCUUCCAGGACGCCUUCCAGGACCCCAGCUGGCAGGAUCCCACUUUGGAGCCGCCCAUCAGCAUCCCCGCCCCGGACCUGGCGGUCAUCAGGGCCAUGGAUGAGGCCAUGGGCCUGGGCCUGGACGAAAGCAUGGGGAUGGGCGAUGCCAUGGGUAUGGGGCUGGGCCACGACAUGGGCGUGGGACUGAGCAGUGCCAUGGGCAUGGCGAUAGGCGAUGCCAUGGGCAUAGGCCUGGACAAGACUGACUACGACAACCUGGACCUGGCCGAGCCGGAGACCGAGAAGAGGCGCGAGCGCGACCGGGAGCGUGAACGAGACCGCCCCAAGCGGGAUCGGGAGCGUGACAGAGAGCGCGAGCGAGACCGAGAUCGGGAUCAAGAUCGGGGCCGCCGGGACCGGGACCGCAGGGAUGACGGUCGAAAGCGGCGGACCCGCAGUCGAAGUGUGGAACGCCGGUCCGACCGGAGUCGAGAGCACGACCGGAACCGAGAUCGAGACCGCGACAAGGACCGAGGCCGAGGCGGCCGCCGAGAUCGCACUCCUGAGCGAGAGCGGGAGCGCGACCGGGAUCGGGACCGGGAACGCGACCGGGACCGUCGCCGCAAACGCGACGACGACCGCCGGGGCGGCAGGGAGACUGGCAGGGAGAGUCCGGACAAACGCAGAGAGCGCCGGCGGGACCAUCGGCGGCGGAGCUCUUCCGUCUCCAGGUCGGACAGCGAGGAGCUCAGGAGGAAGAUUCCGCCCCCUGACUUGCGGGACAAGGACGUCGUGGACGAACUGCGUAUCAGAGACCAUGAGAAGGAAGCGGCCUACGCCGCCAUGUCGUUCUCGUCCAUGGGCAUGGAGCACGCCGUUCAGCACGGCGUGGAACAGGAACUUGAACACGGCGUCCAGCACGGCGUGCAGCACGGAUUGCAUCAGGACGUGCACCACGAUGCGCACCACGACGCGCUCCACGGGGCGCACCACGGCCUACUCCACGGCGUGCACCAUGGCGUGCAUCCCGUCGCGCACCACGAGGCGGCCGGCCUGGCCGGGCUGGGCGCGGAGCCCAUGGCGGCGACCUCCACCAGCAUGGCGUGCACCGCCAGCAGCAGCAACUCGCCCGUCAUGGGGUACCGACGCAGCUUGGCCGACUCAACCACCAUCGAUGCUGACUUGGGUAAACGGGACAGGCAGGCAGCAGGCCACUUGUCUCAGAGCCAGCAACGAAGUGGGAGGAGUAGGGACUAUGACGAAGCCAAAGCAAUGCAAAGAUCAGCCAGUCAGUUUGAAGAUGAGGAAGAAGACGGAGAAGAGGAGGUGUCCUCUCCAUCACCCAAGAGGAUAUCUCUGGACGACAGGAUUGAACUGGAGCUGGGCCGACAGAUGGGAAUGGGGCGAAACCCACCCCCUGCUCCUCCAGUGCCUUCGACUGCUAUUCCUCCUCAGUAUUUAUACCCCUCUUAUCCUGGCUACACUUUCCCUGGCUACCCUGCUGCAGGUCCAGCAGUUCCCUCAGCUGCAUCGAGAGUCCUGCAGGUUGGCAACAUGCUGCAAGUUGUCCCUGUGGACACACCUCCUGUCGCGCCGCUGGCUGCAGCACCUGUGCUGCACUCCAUCCACCCUCACAUUCCCCUACAGCAAAACCAUGUGCCUGUGGGGUCAUCGAGAAAGGCGGUUCCUAGUGACCCCCUCUCUCUGUCAUCCUCUUCAUCUUCGCACAUUAAACAAGUGGGUAACAUGAUCCAGGUGGUACCGGUGGCGUGCUCCACCCAGCCGCAAGCUGUCCCUGGAUCCACGGUCCCUGGUCCUGUCCCCGGCCUCGGCCUCGGCCUUGGCCCCGCCGCCAACGAGGCCUCGCUCUCGCCCGUCAAGAGGGCGGUCGCUUCGCCGCCGCCGCCAGCGCCUCUGCCUGUGCCCGCCCCCGUCCCCGUGGCGCCUGCGGCCCUCGCAGCCCCGGCGCUUGUCCCUGCACCAGUCCCCGUCCCCGCCCCCGCCCCCACUCGCACCCCCGCGGCCACCCCCGCCGCCCCCAGCACUGCCCCCCAGUCUAGUCUCGCCGCAGCGGCCGCCGCCGUGGCUGCCGCUAUCGCUGCCAACUCGCCGGAUGAAUCUGCCAAAGAUGACACCGUAGUCCCUGUUCCUCAGCCGAGCAAAUCUAUAACUGAAUUGCCAUUCCUACCACCUGACUUGGUGACUGCUAUGGAGGAAGAGAGGAUACGUAAGCGCAAAGAAAGAGAGUUGCGAAGACAGCAGCGUGAAGAGAGGCGCAAGCAAAAGGAACUUCGACGGCAGCAGAAGAUUAAAAAAGCUGCUGAACUGUACAAAAAAAAUAAGAAGUCUAAGGCACUUCUGCAAGAAGGUCAACUUCUACGCUCAGAAUUUGAAAUAGAAGAAAUGAGACUUAUAGAGGAAGCAAUGUUGAAUUCUGAGUUGGCUGAUGGCACUGAAGAUAAUGAUACAGAAGUGGGAGCUGGGGAUAGCGCUGUUCGCAAACGUCUGAAGCCUGUGCCUCUUCCUCCUGCAGGAAAGGGUAUACUCAUUUCUCCGGCUUUUAGCCGUGAAGACAGCUCUGGCGGACCACCAGCUCCAAAAGAAGUCAAAUUUGCUGAUGGAGUCAAGCCGGGAGAUGGUACUUCCCCAUCUGCAGGAGAAGAAAUCUCAUCUCCUCUCCCACUUGAAAGGAUUCAAAAGAAGAAGGUGGUGAAGAAAAAGAGAGUGAAAAGGAAGAUUAAGGUUCAGGUUGUUCGGACGCUGCCUCUUGAGGAUGACGAUGAUGAUGAUGACGACAGUUCACCUCCACCUCCUCCCCCUGGCUCACCUCCCCCUUCAGCCUAUCCUCCAGGAACUUAUCCAGGAUAUGCUUCGGGGACUUCAGGAUAUGUUUAUGCACCCCCUGCUUUUUCUGUGUUGCCCACUGUCCCUGUGUCAGCCACUUUGUUUCAACAAUUUGCGCAACCACAUCAACUACCACCACCACCACCCGUUAAAAAGUGAAGAGCCUAGAGAAUUACCUUUCACUGUCUCAAAAUAGUGAAUCCACCUGUUUGUUACUUGUGUUGAGCAUAUUUUUCUCUUGAAGAGUGAACUUUAAUCAAUUUUGUUGUACAAUUAUUUUUUUUUUUUUACUUUUUUCUUCUGAUACUGUGUACAGUUUCAACUAUUGCUCAUUUGAGAUUUGAUUCUUCUUUUUUGUUUGUUUUCAAAUAUAAAUUUAUCACUCUCCAAUAAUCACUGGUUGGAGUUUGUGUCUUGACUGGCACCUGUGUGAGGUUACCAAUGUUUUACCAGAGUGGUAUUCUGGUAGUCAGUCCAUUAGUGUUUGUUGUAAUUGGAACACUGCAGUGUCACAUUUGUUUUGUUUGCCUCAUUUCAUGUUGUUGAUGGCUUGGUUACUGCUGUGUCUUGUUUUACUAAUUAUGAUUUGAGAUUGAAGAGUGUAGACAAAUGUUCUAUUUUUUAAAAAGGUUAAAUAAAUUAAGUUUAGAACUUGA